AUGGGAAACAUUAAUUUAUUAAUUGCAAAUCUUAUUAGUCUCAUAAUUAUAUUUAUGUCAAUAGCAUUUCUUAGUUUUUUUAGAAAGAAGGAUUGUGUAAAAAAAUUAUUUCGAUUAUAUUCAGAAAAACACAUUUAUGAGGAGUUGGAUGAUAGAAAUGAAAAUACAAAAGUGUUUUUAAAUAAAAAAAAACAAAUUUUAAAGUUGUAUAAGAUAAUAAAAUUAACAAAAACAGUAAAAAUUUUUAUUUUCUCUUAUCCUAGUGAAUAUGAAUAUUUAGGUUUGGGUAUUUGUAAGCAUAUAAAAUUUAAUGGUUUAAAUAAGGAAGGUAAAAUAAAAGGAAAAUGGAAUAAUCAUGAUGAUAAGGAAAAAGAUCUUAAUCAAAUAUUUAGAAGUUAUACACCUAUUUAUAUAGAUAAAAAAAAUAAGCACGUCCAUUUUGUUAUCCGCAUAUAUUAUCCAGAUGAUAAUUAUAUAGAUGGUGGUAAAAUGAGUAUGCAAUUAAACAAUUUAAAAUAUAAUGAUAAGUUAGAAAUAUCAGGUCCUUUUGGCUUAUUAGAAUAUAAAGGAAAUAAUGAAUUUGUACAUAUAUCUAAAUCUAUAAAAAAUAAAAAACAUAUAGUUAUGAUUGCUGGUGGUACAGGUAUGACACCUUUUUUUCGAUUAAUAAACCAUUUACUUUUAACAGAAAAUAAGGAAGGGAAUAAUCUAAUUUAUAUAACAUUUAUUUAUGCAAAUAGGAAUGAGGAAGAAAUUUUAUUAAAGCCAAUUUUCGAUGAAUAUGAGAGCAAAUUUGAAAAUAUUAAAAUAGUUUACAGUAUAGAUAAAUGCUUAGAUGAAACAAAAAAAAAUUUAUUUGAAAAUGUUGGAUUUAUAAAUGAAGAAUUAUUGAAAAAAUAUGUUUUAAAGUAUCAAAAAUUGGAUAUAAAAAUUAAUAGUGAUGAUACAUUAAUUUUAUUAUGCGGUCCUCCACCUAUGACUACUUUUCUCCAAAAAAUUUUAAGAGAUCUUAAUCAAAUGGAAAACAUUAUAACCCUUUAA
This is a messenger RNA of Plasmodium relictum, 1041 nucleotides long. Its product is annotated as NADH-cytochrome b5 reductase, putative. The transcript has 2 exons. Bases 1 to 1041 code for a protein of 346 amino acids. NCBI's taxonomy places the organism in Eukaryota, Apicomplexa, Aconoidasida, Haemosporida, Plasmodiidae. The record is from RefSeq and is a predicted model, not a curated record. Gene Ontology annotation, molecular function: oxidoreductase activity.